AUGUUCAUGGUGGAUUUUAGUUCAACUGGGACUAGCUUUGACUUUGGAGCACUUCGUUUGGUGGGGUGUGUUCUCAUUUUCCGUGGGUUGGGCGGCUUCUUAGGGGUUUUUGGUGCUGCUACGAUUUGUGAUUUUGUUCUCUUUCUCUGCGGUAGUCACCGUGUUCUCGUGAUUGGUAUUCGCUUAAUGAUUUCUAAGGUCGUAAUAGCAAUCUCUGUUUUGGGGGGAGGGGUUGUUAUGAUUGUGUGUUUUCAUGUUCUGUUGAGCUACUGGGGAAUUGUUGAUGUGGUGGUGAAAAUGAUGUAUGGGGAGUAG
Messenger RNA from Sphenostylis stenocarpa, 315 nucleotides. The record is from the annotation of a GenBank genome assembly. Lineage: Eukaryota; Viridiplantae; Streptophyta; Magnoliopsida; Fabales; Fabaceae.